AUGGAGAAAGCACAUACCACACCGUCCGGGGAGGACCGCAUUUGCUGCACCACAAUCUCGACGGGGAACGGGUCCCGGAGCACGGAUCGAGAAAUAAGGUGUACUCCUCGCAGCGGAUGUAGCAGACGGAUGCCUGGAUAUGGUUCCGUCUGCACUGGGUUCCCGGUUUGGCAAUUAGAGCUACCCAGCUGGGGGAUCCACGACCCUGCGACGGGUCUUUCUGAGCAGUCCGGAAACAACUUCCCCGGCGAGGUAUGUGGCGAGGGUGAGCGGGGACAGGGCCGUCUCCAGAAGUCAAAGGGUUGUAUUAUCGACAUGACGGCGCGGAGUCCAUGCGCUCUGUAG
This is a messenger RNA of Aspergillus niger, 345 nucleotides long. RefSeq lists its product as hypothetical. Bases 1 to 345 code for a protein of 114 amino acids. The transcript has 3 exons. The record is from RefSeq and is a predicted model, not a curated record. Lineage: Eukaryota; Fungi; Ascomycota; Eurotiomycetes; Eurotiales; Aspergillaceae.